This is a messenger RNA of Lolium perenne, 1784 nucleotides long. RefSeq lists its product as uncharacterized. Gene Ontology annotation, molecular function: protein binding. Lineage: Eukaryota; Viridiplantae; Streptophyta; Magnoliopsida; Poales; Poaceae. The record is from RefSeq and is a predicted model, not a curated record.
CUGCACCUCCGCAGUCCGCAUCUUACAGCCGCCGUUCGAGCUUUCACAGCCAUGGCCUCCCACGAGCCACCGUCGCCGCCGCCGCCGCCGCCCGCUCCGACCACCAUUAACGCUCUCACAGAUGACCUCCUCCGCGAGAUCUUUUUCCGCCUCCCGGACCUCCCGAGCCUUACCUGCGCAGCCUUCACCUGCCGCGCCUUCCUCCGCGCCGUCCGCUCCUCCCCGGCCUUCCGCCGCCGCUUCCGCGAGCUACAUGCGCCGCACAUCCUCGCCCUAUUUGUCGAACCCGACAUGCGCGCCUUCGUCCCCGCCAUCAGUCGCAUGUCCGACAACACGGGCAUGACUGCCGUCUUCGCCAAUUUACUCAGAGACGACGGCUCCUCCGAGUGGAGAAUCAAUUCCGAGGCCCCCUACUCCGACGGGUACGUCCUCUUCGUCAACCGGAACACCAAGCAGAGUGUCUGGUACAAUGUCCACACGCAGGCCCUGGAAAUCUACCCUAAGGAGUCCCACGCCGGCGUCCAUGACUUCCUUGAGUUCCACACGCUCCCUGCCGACCGAGAGGACCAGAAGCCAUCACACGUCGUCUGCGUCCAUAACGACCGCGUGGCCGUCUUCUCGUCUCACGCCAUGGAAUGGCGGGUCUUCCCGGAGCCCGGGUCGCCGCUGCUUCAGGGCCACAGGUACACGAUGAGUACUGUUGUCAAUGGGUUCGUCUGCUGGCUAUAUCAAGACUGCAUUCUUGCGCUCAACACUUCUACCUUUCAGUUCUCCCUAGUGUAUCUGCCGCCACUCUUCAACUCAAAUUUCAAUAUUGGUCAGACCAAGGAUGGAGAUCUCUGUAUGGUAGAUGUACAGGAAUGCAAGCUUUCUGUUUGGCUCUGGACAACCGACACUGACGGUGUCCAGGGAUUUAUGCUGCACAAGACGUUUCCGUUGCACACAAGUGUUAAGGAGAUCACCAAGCGUUCAGUAGAGGAUAUUGCUGAUGUUGGAUCGCAGCUUAUAAUAGUUAUCGAUGGCUUUGUGUACCUAUCUGUUGUCUACGGUGGAGAUCCGCAAUCUUGCUGGUUCCUCUCCGUCUGCGUGGAAACAGCGGAGGUGAACUUCCUAUUCAAGACAACAUCUUGUUCUUACUGUUUCGAUCCGUACAUCAUGGCCUGGCCUCCUUCUUUGAUACACAGCAAGCAGGAUUCAGAAACUGAAGUUAGUGUUGGUGAUAAUGGUCGUGUGGGCAAAGAAGAGGCCUCUCCUAUCCUUUUCACAGCAUUGCGAUCAUUCAAAGAAGCUUUGAUUGAUGAUGACAACGUAAAGUUCGCGGAGAUGGAUGCCUUCUUACUUGAUGAUGAGAUUAACUCUCUUCAGACAAAAAUCACUACUUUAGAAGCAGGAUUAGCAGCUGUGAGACACCGUAUCUUGAGAAUAGAUGCUCACUCUGAGAUCUACAAGAAAUGGAAGGAAAGACAGAGUUGGUGGCAAAUGUGCAAGGGGAUGUUGUGGAGAGCUUGUUUCCGUUUUUUAGCCAGUUGAUCUUUGUGUGGUGUCUUUCAUCUCAAGAGUCAUGCUUCUGUUGAAGUGUUGAAUUGCUACUUUAGUUUUGGAUUGCGUGAAUGCAUUAUGUGCUAGUUGACUACUGUGUCUGGUGAGUGUAACUGAUCAGUACCUAUGUCUAGCACUCUAGCUGGCAAGAGACUUGAGUUCUUUACAUGUUCAUACUUGAGAUUGACUAUUCAGUGUCAUUAUGAAUAUAAGCCACGAGCUUUAGCCUAGAGGUUAUUUGUCUA